AAAGCGUGUGCAGUUUCUCUCAUCUCAUCAUUUCUACAGUAGUUUCUCAAACAACAACUCCUUCAACCCACUCUCUCUUCUGUAGAUUCCAAUGUCGACUUCAUCGGACAUUUCUGGUUUAUCCGGCAACAAACUGACAAAAUCAUCGGAGAAACCUACGUUUUCUCAAACUUGUAAUCUAUUGAGGCAAUACCUCAAGGAGAAGAAGGGUAGUUUCGAAGGCUUUAACCUUCACACUCCUGAAACAAAUGGGUCAUCACCUGGUUCAUCUUCUCACUCUGGAAUAACCAUGGAUUUAUUUCCCACAAACGUGACCCCGAAAAACCUUACAACUAUGGAUUUUUUCUUUCCAAGAGUUGUUAACCCAAUGGUUAAAGAGCCUGAAACAGCACAAUUGACAAUGUUUUAUAAUGGACAAGUUAUUGUGUUGGAUGAUUUUCCUGCUGAGAAAGUUGAGGAGCUAAAAUCAUUUGCUAGAACUCAGACUCAGCAUUCAGAUGUUCCUACUAUGAUCCCCCAACAACCUCCCUCACUAAUUGAUAUGCCAAUAGCUAGAAAAGCUUCACUUCGUCGAUUCAUGGAGAAGAGGAAAGAUAGAGUUUCUGUCUACUCACCAUAUCAAAGAAUCUGUCCUGACUCUGCUGCUCCAGAAAAGCAUGCUGAAUCCGCUCCAUGGCUUGUGUUAGGUGCUAAAUCAACGUAAAUAUUAGUAAAUAGUAUAAGAGAAAUCGCAGUGUUAAAUAGUUUAACCUUUUUUUUUUUUUUGUUUAUAUUUUUUAUUUUGAUCGGCCUCUUAAUUAGCUAGUUCUCAUUUUACAAUUUGUGCAGUUCCUAAGGGCUAAGACUAUGUAAUAGAUCUAACUUAGUUCUAUUAGCUAAAGUUGUAAUUAUGAUUUGAAUUAUUCCUGUAAUUAAUUUUUGUCAUUCUUAAAUUCAAUUUCUUUUGUA
Molecule: messenger RNA, 948 nt
Organism: Medicago truncatula (barrel medic)
Lineage: Eukaryota; Viridiplantae; Streptophyta; Magnoliopsida; Fabales; Fabaceae
Product: protein TIFY 10A
Exons: 5
Coding region: 92-703 (203 amino acids)
Biological process (GO): regulation of defense response; regulation of jasmonic acid mediated signaling pathway; response to wounding
Cellular component (GO): nucleus
Source: RefSeq, a predicted model, not a curated record